This is a messenger RNA of Brassica rapa (field mustard), 1394 nucleotides long. RefSeq lists its product as uncharacterized. The record is from RefSeq and is a predicted model, not a curated record. Lineage: Eukaryota; Viridiplantae; Streptophyta; Magnoliopsida; Brassicales; Brassicaceae.
ACACUGUCGUCUCGAAAACUUGUCUAUAAUCUCUCUCUCUCUCUCUCCGCCUCGCGCCGUCGGCGAUUUUACCUCCUCCUCCGAAAGUGAAAGAGUAUUCGUCUCUAGGCAACUAUCAUAUAUGGCUCUUCCGCUCGGGAAGCUCACCAUCCUCCUCGGUGCAGGUCUUGUUGGGUCAGUGCUUGCUAAAGACGGGGGCUUGCCAGAUGUAUCCAGUUUCGUCUCAGGUGCUUUUAAGAUGGUAUUUAGACAACUGAAACAAGGAGAGCCUGUCAAAUCAGCUAGCAAACCUCACAGUGAUGCACUUACAGCCCAGGUUAACAGUCUUCGGCAUGAAUUGCAGUUGCUGGCUUCAAACAGACCUAUCACUAUAAUCUCCACAGGAGGAUCAGGUGGCAGAAAGUAUGCUAUGGUCAUUAUUAUUGGGGUGAUAGGCUACGGAUAUGUGUGGUGGAAGGGAUUGAAACUUGAAGAUUUUAUGUUUGCAACAAGGCGCAGCUUAUCAGAUGCAUGCGAUAAUGUUGGCACCCAGAUCGAUGGGUUUUAUUCAUCCCUCUCGGGUACAAAAAAAGAGUUAGGUUCAGAAAUCGACAGGAUGGAUCGUACUUUGGAUGAAAGUUCAGUAAUUAUUAAACAAACAGGAAGAGAGGUGAAUGAACUACGGGAUGGAACAGCAAAUAUGAAGGAUGAAGUUAGGUCUGUUUUCGAGGCUGUUGAAACUCUGGCCAGCAAAGUACAUCGCAUUGAGGGUAAUCAGGAUCUCACGCUCAAAGGAGUUGGAGCUCUGCAUGCUCAGUGUCUGGAGCACAAAAGAAUUCAAGAAUCCAAUAAGGCUUUGCCAUCAACUUCGUCACUCCCAGCCCUUGAGCCAGCUCCUGUGACCCCUUCAUCAAGGCAGACUAUGUCUUUGCCUCCUCCUUCUCCCCGUGAAUCCCAGUCUCCAUCAACCCCUAAUGGAGCUCAACAGUCAAAUGGUUCACUUAAGCUCACUCAGACUAUGCCUGGUUUGAAGGAUAUAAGCCAAAGCUCUAGCAGCCGUGAGACUUCAUCCAAUGGAACACAUUCUGGAGAAGGCAUGGGAAACACACCAACAAGUUCAGGCCUGUUUAGUAUUUUCUCAAUGCCAAGAAUAGGGAGGACUCGUAGUGCGGUGAACGCAGUGCCUGCUAACUCAACUGGCCCCCAAUAGUGGCUUGUCAAUACUAAAGAGAGUUUGAUCAUUCAGAUAUAUUGAUCUGUAAACCAGAAAUGGAGAAGUGCCAGUAGAGGAGUUGAAUACAUUUUGCUGUGUUUGUGCUCGGUCCCUUGUCAGUGGAGAAAAAAUGUCAUAAAGAUGCAUAAAUUUUGUAGAGAUGCAGCUUAUAUUUAAUUGGAAUAUAUGUCACAGCUAGUCA